Molecule: messenger RNA, 1273 nt
Organism: Solea senegalensis (Senegalese sole)
Lineage: Eukaryota; Metazoa; Chordata; Actinopteri; Pleuronectiformes; Soleidae
Exons: 6
Coding region: 202-1020 (272 amino acids)
Molecular function (GO): S-adenosylmethionine-dependent methyltransferase activity
Source: RefSeq, a predicted model, not a curated record
CGGAUGAACAUGACCUGUGCCCUACAGGAGUUGGGUGUGUAUGUGUGUGUGUGUGUAUGUAUGUGGAGAUUUACCAAAAAGAUAAGUUCUUACAAGAUAAGACAGGAGCUGUGUAGAAUCUAAAGGUGGGCUGACAAGAGACUAAAGGUAACUAAAGAGAAAGCUUUGCUCAAUAAAGAGACAAAGAGUUUACGCACCGUCAUGACUCACCGCUUCUUUGAGGGGAAGGAACAUGCCUCCAUCUACCAAACAUAUCGCUUUCCGCCUCCUGAUGGUCUCAAAAAUAUUAUUCUUCAAUACUUGGAUAACAAGAAGGGACAACCACACGAGCUGGCAGUCGAUCUAGGAUGUGGAACGGGUCAGAAUUGUCAACUACUCGCGCCACACUUUGAAGAAGUCGUGGGAAUGGACGUCAGUGAGUGUCAGCUGGACGAAGCCAGAGCGGUGCAAAGUUGCCCCAACAUCACAUACAGGAAAGGGACAGCAGAGGAGCUUCCAUUUUCACAUAACUCAGUAGACUUGCUGACAGCAGCAUCAGCAGCCCACUGGUUUGAUCAGGACAGGUUCCUGGCUGAAGCAAGUAGGGUUCUGAAACCCCGGGGCUGUAUGGCUCUGCUGGGCUACUCUGAUAUGAGCAGCAAACUUCACUACAAGAACUGUGGAGAACAACUCACCCAUAUCUAUAAAGAAGUGAAGCAGACGCUAAUGCCACACACAAACAACCGUGUAGCUGUAUGUGAUAACAAGCUGGAGGAUCUUUACGCUGCCAUCACUUUUCCAGACAAAGAGAGGAUUGAAUAUACCGAAGCAAACCAUUUAAUCUCAUUGAGAAACCUGAUGGGAUUCAUUGAGACCUGGUCCGCUUUUCAAACGUACAAAAAGAAAGACCCCAAGUCUGCUCAAGACCUGCUGCUCAACACUCAGGACAGGUUUCUGGCUGUGAUGGCUGUCACGUCUCUUGACACAGAAUUAAAGUGGGAGCUGGAAUAUUACUGCGUCCUGGCAUCGAAACCCCAAUAAGCUACACUGUAGCACUUUUUAACAUUUAAACAUGUGAUGCAUGUGAUGCAUUCAAGGUACAGUGUAAAAUUUGGCAACAUUUAUUGCAGCUACACCUUGCGCCGAUUGUCCUAUUUUUAAAUCUUUAAGAAGACCUUUAAGAAGAGAACAUAUUUAAUGUGGACAUUCUUGUCUAUUUUCUUUGUCUUCUUACCCCUUUUUUUUCUUAAUCAUUGUAAUUGUCAAAUAAUAAAUUGUUGAAAUUGUUAAAUUA